CGCGGCACCGCCCCCUCCCCUGCCCGAGCGCCCGCUCGCGCGGCUCCCACAAUGCACCGUACAAUGGCCCGACCGCCGCCACUACCGGGGCCUGAGCGGGCCCGGCGGAGCCCGAGCGCGGCCCGGCCCGCAGUGCGGGGCCCCGAGCGCGGUGAAGAGAUUGUUUUCUGAAGCCUGCGUUGGAAGCUGUGACAGCAGAGAGCCUGUGUGAAGCCGAUGGGGAGGCUUUCUGAGUAACAUGGCCCUUCGCCAUUAGCCCUGCCAUGACCACAUUUUUCACCAGCGUCCCCCCCUGGAUUCAAGAUGCAAAGCAGGAGGAGGAAGUGGGCUGGAAAAUAGUCCCCAGGCCUCGGGGCCGGGAGGCAGAGAGUCAAGUGAAGUGCCAAUGUGAAAUCUCGGGGACACCCUUCUCAAAUGGGGAGAAGCUGAGGCCUCACAGCCUUCCCCAUCCAGAGCAGAGACCAUAUAGCUGCCCUCAGCUGCACUGUGGCAAGUCUUUUGCCUCCAAGUAUAAGCUGUAUAGGCACAUGGCUACCCACUCAGCCCAAAAACCACACCAGUGCAUGUACUGUGAUAAGAUGUUUCACCGCAAGGACCAUCUCCGGAACCACCUGCAGACCCACGACCCCAACAAAGAGGCUCUUCACUGUUCCGAGUGCGGUAAGAAUUACAAUACGAAGCUGGGCUACCGGCGCCAUCUGGCCAUGCAUGCCGCUAGCAACGGUGACCUCAGCUGUAAGGUGUGCCUGCAGACCUUUGAGAGUACCCAGGCCCUGCUAGAGCACCUGAAGGCCCACUCACGCCGGGUAGCAGGGGGUGCCAAGGAAAAGAAGCAUCCCUGUGACCACUGUGACCGGCGCUUCUAUACUCGUAAGGAUGUGCGGAGGCACCUGGUGGUGCACACAGGCCGAAAGGACUUCCUAUGCCAGUACUGUGCCCAGCGGUUUGGCCGCAAGGACCACCUGACACGGCAUGUCAAGAAGAGCCACUCGCAGGAGCUGCUCAAAAUUAAGACAGAGCCAGUGGACAUGUUAGGCCUACUCAGCUGCAGUUCCACAGUCAGUGUGAAGGAAGAGCUGAGCCCAGUGCUGUGCAUGGCCUCUCGGGACAUGAUGGGGGCCAAGGCCUUCCCUAGUAUGUUACCCAUGGGCAUGUAUGGCGCCCACAUCCCUCCCAUGCCCAGUGCAGGCAUGCCACACUCCCUGGUGCACAACACGCUGCCCAUGGGUAUGAGCUAUCCUCUGGAAUCUUCACCUAUCUCUUCUCCAGCUCAGCUUCCUCCAAAAUACCAGCUUGGAUCUACCUCAUACUUGCCCGACAAAUUGCCCAAAGUGGAGGUGGAUAGUUUUAUGGCGGAACUUCCUGGAAGCCUGUCUCUUUCAUCCGCAGAACCCCAGCCCGCCUCACCUCAGCCGGCGGCAGCUGCGGCCCUCCUAGAUGAAGCACUGCUCACCAAGAGCCCCGCCAACCUCUCUGAGGCCCUCUGCGCUGCUAAUGUGGACUUCUCCCACUUACUGGGCUUUCUUCCACUCAACCUGCCCUCGUGUAACCCUCCUGGGGCCACAGGAGGCCUGGUCAUGGGCUACUCCCAGGCUGAGGCACAGCCCCUGCUCACCACAUUGCAAGCUCAGCCUCAAGAUUCCCCGGGAUCUGGGGGACCUCUGAACUUUGGGCCUCUACACUCCUUGCCUCCUGUUUUCACCUCUGGCCUGAGCACCACCACCCUGCCUCGUUUCCACCAGGCAUUCCAGUAGCCCCCAAGGAGGCCCUCAGCUCAGUCUUGAACUCUGUCAGGGCGCUUCAGUACCCAUCCUAUCUGUAUCCCCCAUAAAGGCAGCUGAGCUUUCAGAGCUGGGUUCAAACAGAAAAAAUCCAGUAUCUGUAUGGAGCACUUGGUUUGGGGGCUCAGGCUCCAGGAUCAGUUCCAAGAGGAACUUUGAGCCCCAACCCCAUGAAAAGAUCACAUACUAUAGGACUUCAGGUAUUUUUACUUUUUUUUUUUUUUAUCUGAAUCGGGAGCCACACUUAGUCCUCUCUUUCUCCAAAGUGUCAGAACCUCAUUCUCUUUGGAGAAGGGGUGACCUGUUGGAGACACAGGGUUUCACUUUGGAUGACCUCGAGAAAAAUAGCCGAAGAAGCCGCCUUCUGGUCCCAACCUGCAGACCCCACACAGUUGGUCAGGCCCUGAUGACAGAGGGUCACUUGGCUCCAUCACCUGCUUCCAACCAGCGGGCAGGAGAGAAGGCCUCUAUUCUUCCCCAUCAUCCCAUCCCUCCUGUACCAGCACCUCCAUUUUCAGUCAGUGUUGUCCAGCAACGGUACUGUUUACACAGUCGCUUCAGACACACCAUUUCACCUCCCUUGCCGAGCUGUUAGCCUUACAAUGAUUGCAGUGAACAUUGUUUACACACCGUGAAUUCAUUCCCACCAGUCCAUUCCAGUUGGCACCAGCUGGAACCUUUUGGUACCUGGUGUUAACUGGAGCCCUGUUUACAAGGCGGAGUCAGGUCUCGCUGACUUCUCUUCACUUGAGGUCAUAUUUUUCCCCUGUGGGGAAAUAAACUGACUUUGGACUGCUUCAGUCUCUGCCAUCUUCCAUGACUGUAUCUGUUCCUGCCUUCCUCAGCAGUGUCUGCAGGAGACAGGCAAGAAGAUUGGAGCCGUUUUCUCACAGGUCUGCAAUUCUACUUUUCUCCAAGUAUACAUCAUGACCCCCUCAUUCUCCUCCUGAACUGGGGAGGGGAAGAAAUAAAAGGCAUGCCCACUUCCAUCACCUCCCCAUUCCCUAACCCCUACCCUGAGCAUCAUGAGCUGUUAUCAUGAGUCUUAGAAGGAGGGGCUUCGGUUCUAGGCUGGUGUGAAUAGCAACGGAGAGGGUGUGAACCCCUCAUUUGUCUCCUAACUGUCCCUUUUCCAGGAAGUUGUGGAACUGUAGGAAGAGGAGUUUUCAGAAAGUUAGGACUGGGCAGAUAGUUGAGUCCUAACUUAUGGGUGCAUCAUUGCUUCCCACACCAAACUUUUCUUACCCACAGUGUCCCUCCUCUCUCCUCUACUUUGCAGUUCCCUUGGACUCAGGGCCACUGUACAUAGGCUUUUCUGCUCUCCAUCAAAGAACUUCCACCUUCCUCUUGUGGCCCCCAUCAGCUUUGCCCCCAAUACUCAGCAAGAUUACUUGCAACAAAUGAUUAGUUCUUCUGACUUGUGGGGCUCUCUGCCACAGACAGCACAGCCCUUGCCCAUCCGAACCCCAUCCCUGCUUCAUCUCAGUUCUGCAUGGGCACUCUUCCCACUCAUGGAAGGGAGAUAGCUCAGGGACCACCAAUGUGGGACUCUCCUGAGAUACCUCCACUCUGAUUCAGAAACACACUUCUACCUCUUUACUGUUAACUCCUACAGAUGCAGCCAGCAGUUUCUGGGCACUUCUCAUGGCAGGUGCCUCGUGCUGGCUUCUCCACUAGGAUUUCAGGACAAACUACCGAGGAACUGCCUCAGCCUCCUCCCAGUCCUCCCCUUCUUCCCCUUCCAUCUAGAUAACUUAGGUCUAUCAUCAGAAACUGAGCAGGUCCAAGACCCAGGCUUCUGCUUCAGCCCAGGCCAGUACUCUUUGUUUGAGGUGAAAGCCUUAAAAUGUAGCUCUCUAGCCGUUGAUUGGAAGCAAUGUCGAGUGACUAAGCAUGUUUUGAUUUAGGCAGGGUAUCUUGGGAUACCUUUAAAAAAUAAAACCAGAUAUAAAUAUCUGGCAAGGUUGGAAUCAGACUAGGUAAUUUGCUUCUAAAAAUUAGUUUCAGUGAGUCCCAGGGACUGAUUAAGGUUUAUUUUAAAAAAAGCGUCCACCUUGGUACGCAGCCACCUCCUGCAUGCUGUGCAUGUUAUUGGGACUCGUAUUACAGGAAAUGGUAUGUGAGGAUCCAAGCAGGACUCGGUGCUGCCAUUCUCCUUGUCUCUGGUCUUCAUCACUAGACCCAGUAACCCUUUACCACCUUCCCUGCACCCUUCCUUUACAGAGGAAAACGGGCCUCUGGCCACAGAAUAUAGACUCAGGCUGUUAGGGGAGAACCCUCCUUUCUGCCUGCUCUUUCCUGUCCCUUCCUUGAAUCCUCUCCGCCAUUAGUGAUACUGGGAAACUCAUAGGACAGGCAGAGCAACUAUUUAAAACCUUGUAAUUGGAGCCUUGCCUCCUCCCCUUCUUUCCCUCCUGCUCCCUUUCCUCUUCCUCAGUGCCCUCACCACCUACAAGGAAUUUCCCUAUCACUGUGAACUUUGCAAAUGCAGAGGAACAUCUGCCUUUACUUUUUUUUUUUUUUUUUACCAUAGCCACCUAGCUGUUCCUUAAACCUUCCUUUCCAUAAUUUAAAAAAAAAAAAAAAAAAAAAAAGCCUUAUUGACCUGGUUGUUCAAAGGAUAAGAAUAGCUUUAUCCUACACUCAGUACCAAACCCACUUCAGUACCCUUACUGAGGCCAUGAAAGCCUGAGGGGUAUGUGGCAGAGACCAAACAGGGACCAGGAAAAAGGGGUAAUGCCCCCUUUCCCCACCAUCUCCUCGAACUUCUGUCAGCAAUGAGCUUCCCUGAUUGGGGCAGACACCUCCCACCCUGUACAGUAGCUGGUCACCGUUGAGUGCAGUCCUGGGGGCCAGAGGAUAGCAUGCCAACUCUGCCGGCACCAAGGAUCUGUGCACAUCUCAAAGAGGCGAGAGGGAAAGGAGCACCGAUGAGUUCCCACCCCCCAACCUUUUACAAAUGGCAUUUUGUUAAUGGAAAUCUAGAAAGCAGGUGUGAUUACUUUUUUUGCUCGUAGAUAUUGUCCUAAGUUGAAAUUCUCCUACUACCCUAAACUUUCCCCUAGUAGCCCUUUAAAUCCACCCCUUCUUUUUGGUAGUUGUUUUCUCCACCCCUCUUCUACCUCCCCUCUUUAUCUAGGAGCUGUUUGUAAACACGACUUUUUUUUAAAACAAUUUAUAUUGUACAGGAUCAAUAUUUUACUUCUAACAAGGAUAUUUAUGUAAUAAACUUUGCCUUAGGCAGGUGUUGGCCAGAAAAAUCCAGAUUCCUCUGGGACCCCAGCCUGGCCUCUCCUGGAACUCUGAACCUGCUGUGGAAGGAAUUGGCUGUGACCUUCACCACUGGAGAGUAGGGGCUGUGGCUGGGGAAGAGGGUGUUGUGGUUCUGACAGGAGAAGGAGUCACCAUAAUCUAGUGCCUCUGUUGAGGUGUUUGGAAGAAGUAUUCUAUUCCAGUUUCUUUAGAUAUAAGCUGAUUUUCUUAGCUGAUUCUCCCCAUGUGCACAUCUCCCGCUCUGAAUAUUCGGCACUAGAGCUCCUGAAACACCACUUCUCCUACGCCCCCUCCCUCCCAGUGGUCAAGGCUUUGGAGCCUCUCUUUCGUAAUGCCAGAUUAUUUAAAGAGAAAGAUACAAGACAAAAACCUUCUAGCACUUUGUAAACACAGUGAAUAACCUCUUGGAGUAUUUUUGGCUUUAUAUAAAACAAGGUUUUUAAUUGUAAAAUAUAAGUGCCAUUAGAAAAUGCACAGGGCAUAUCUUUGUUAAAGUAGAUUUUCAAUGUUUUACAGAAUUACAUUUUCAAAAAAAAGUUUUUAUAAUGAAGUUGUUUAUUAAAAACUUCUGAAUGAUG
Myotis daubentonii (Daubenton's bat) is the source of this 5632-nucleotide messenger RNA. RefSeq names its product PLAG1 like zinc finger 2 (gene PLAGL2). Gene Ontology annotation, biological process: regulation of immune system process; negative regulation of transcription by RNA polymerase II; regulation of cytokine production. NCBI's taxonomy places the organism in Eukaryota, Metazoa, Chordata, Mammalia, Chiroptera, Vespertilionidae. Gene Ontology annotation, cellular component: nucleoplasm. Gene Ontology annotation, molecular function: DNA-binding transcription repressor activity, RNA polymerase II-specific; RNA polymerase II cis-regulatory region sequence-specific DNA binding; DNA-binding transcription activator activity, RNA polymerase II-specific. The record is from RefSeq and is a predicted model, not a curated record.